Molecule: messenger RNA, 3641 nt
Organism: Guillardia theta CCMP2712
Lineage: Eukaryota; Cryptophyceae; Pyrenomonadales; Geminigeraceae
Exons: 7
Coding region: 1-3408 (1135 amino acids)
Source: RefSeq, a predicted model, not a curated record
AUGGCGACGGCGGAGAACUUGUUCCCCGAUCUUCAUCACAAGAUGAGCAAGAAGAUCGCACAGCUGACCAAAGUGAUCUAUCAUCUCAACUCUAAGAACGAAGACCACACGGACGAUCUCAAUGCGCUGGCAGACGCGUAUGAAACUGAGAUCGAUGGGAUCUUGAAAGAUGCCUACACGAAGAUCAACAAGUUCAAGGAGAAGCUGGAGGAGAGGAAGGAAGUUGAUCGGCAGCAGCAAGCUGUGGAUGAGUUCAAAAAGCAGCAUGAGAAAGAAAAAGCGGAAGCGAUUGAGGCGUUUGAGAACUUCAAGGCGAGUGCCAAGGCGAGGGAGAAAGAGCUCAAGGCCGGGUAUGAGGAUCGCAUCAACAAGAUGGUCAAGGAGAUGGACAGUAUGAAGGCUGAGUUCAAGAAGCGUGUCGACGAGUUCAACAAUGCAGUCAAGAAGCUUGACUCCCAAGGUGGGGAGCAGGUGGAGGAGAUGAGAAGGAAGCAUGCGCAAGAGAUCAGCGAUCAUGUCAAGCAAGCAAACGCCAAGUACAACGAGAUGCUGAAGGAGAGACUGGAUGAGGAGGAGCGGCUGCGACAGGAGCUCGAGAAUGCGCUGAAGAAGGCCAUGAAGGACGCGGAGGCAGAGAUGUCGAAGAAGCUGAAGAUGGCGACGGCCGAGGUCGAGCAGAGCAAGCUCGAAGAACUGGAGAAACUUCGGAAGAAGCACGAUAUGCUGAACAUGGGACUAGAGGAGGAUGCGAAGCGCAAGCAGAAGCAGCUGCAGGAUGAGUUGGAUGAGGCUCGGUCUCGGGCGAGCGAGCUGGCGGCGAAGUUGCAGGAGAUGACGGGAGAACGAGAUGGGCUAGCGAGAGACUUGAAGAGUCUGGAAGGAACGGCGGCUCAGCUGAGAAAGGACCUUGAAGCCUCUUCGAAGGAGUCGGAAGAAACCAUCCGUAAGCUCAAGGAGGAGGCAAAAAAAAGCGCGCAACAGGCCCAGGAGGCGAUGGCAGAGGCGAGGAAGGAGAUCGAGAAGCUGAAGGAGGAGCUGAAGAAGGCGAUGGAAGAUGGUUCCAAGAGCAAGGAGGGCGACAUCAAGGAGAUCGAGCAGCUGAAGAAGAAGGUGGAGGAGGCGGAGGCGGAGAAGAAGAAGCUUCAGGCGCGACUUGAGGAGGAGAUGAAGAAGGGGGCAGAUGAACUGAAGCAGAAGCUUGCGGACAAGGACAAGUUGAUUGCAGAUAAGGACAAAAUUAUCGCAGAGAAAGAGGGGAAGAUCAAGGAGCUCUCGCAGAUGCUGAAAGAUGGAGAGAAGUCGCAGGGAGAGCGCGAGAAAGACUUCCAGAAACGAUUGACGGAGGCAGAGAAGGAGAUGAAGAGCAAGUUGGCGGACAAGGAGAAGGAGCUCAAGUCUCUGGAGGGUCAGGUGUCCAAGUUGCAAUCAGAGCUAGAGGCCGCCAGGAAGAGCAGCGAACAAGCUGUGGAGAAGCUCAACAGCGAGAUCGCCAAGUUGAAGAGCAGGAGGGACGAGCUGGCGGAUCGGCUCAGUGCCGCUGAAGCCGAAGCCAAGGACGGGAAGCAGGGGAUGGAGAAGAAGGUGAAGCAGCUAGAGGAGGAGCUCCUCCUCCGGCAGAAGGAGAUCGAGCAGCUGCAGGACAAGCUGACUCAGCUGGAGAGAGAGCUGGAGGGGUCGAGGAAGGAGAGCGAGGGCAGGAAGCAGACGAUCGUGGAGCUGGAGAAAAAGAUGCAGGAGACGUCUGGGGAGAUAGCGGAGAAGCUCAAGAAGAGCGAGGCGGAGGUGGAGAAGCUGAGAAAAGAGCUCGCGGAGGUCAAGAAGGCGAUGGAGAGCCAGCUGUCUGCCCAGGAGAAGGCCAGCAAGGACUCGACGGAGGCUCUUCGGAGAGAGCUGUACAGCGUGACGGAGGAGAAAGACAAGCUGAAGGCAAGGCUAACGAUGAUGGAAAAAGAGAUGGCCGAUAGCACCGUCAAUGCAAGCAAGGAGGUCAAGCGGCUGAAGGAGGAGCUGGAUGGAAUGAUCAAGAAGAAGCUUGAGCUGGAGAAAGAGCUCGCCAAGGAGAAGGCGAAGAAAGCUGACGAGCUCAAGGCUAAGCUGGAGGAGGCGACAGCCAAGAUCGCAGAGCUGGAGGAGAAGAGGGAACUUCUGGAGUCGCAAAUCAGGCAGAUGAAGGAGGAGGCGGAGAGAAAGGCGGAGGAAGCAGAGCGGAGGUUUCAGGAGGAGCUGGACAGGAGGAUGCAGGAGCUGAAGGAGGAGCUGCUGUCUGCCAGCAGCAAGGAUGCACAGAAAGCGCUGCAGGAGCUGAAGGAGAGGCUGGAGAGGAACAGGGAGGAGGCGAUUGCUGCGAUGAAGCAGCAGCACGAGGAGGAGGCUGAGAGGAUCCGAGGGGAGGGGAAGAGUGCGAUCACGCGGCUGGAGGAGGAGAUGGCGGAGCAGGGGAAGCGAUUCGGGGCGGAGAAGGCGAAGAUGAAGGAGGAGGCGGAGAAGGAGACGGUGAGGCAGGUGGCGAAGAGGGAGGAGGAGUUGAAGCGGACGUACGACAAGGAGCUCCAGGAGCGAGGAGCUGAGAUGGAGGCGCUAAAGGACGCACACCGCAAGGAGACGGAGGAGGGGAAGGCGCGCGCGGCGAAGGAGCUGGAGGAGGAGAAGAAAGGCUCCGCGGAGAAGCUCUUGGCGGAGAGCAAGAGGAUGGAGGAGAAGCACAGGCAGGAGAUGGAGGAGACGUGCAGCAAUCUUAAGAAGGAGCACCAGGACCGCGAACAGAGGAGCUCAGAAGAGCACAGGAGCGCGAUGGAAGGGAAGGAAGCUCAGCUCGGGGAGGCGUGGGAGAGGAUCCGUACGCAGGAUGAAUCCCUGUCUGCACUGGAGGAGGAGAUUCGGAGGACGAAGAAGACGUUGGCGGAGAGGGAGGAGGAGCUGCAGGCGGAGAUAGACAAGGGGAGGAGAGAACUGGCGGAGCAGAGAGCAGCGCUGCUGGCGAAGAGCAAGGAGGAGGUGGACGCGCUUGUGAACGAGCACCUCGAGGAGACGGUUGGGCUGCAGCGAGAGUUCCAGAGUGCGCAGGAGCUGCUGCAGGAGCGGUGCAGGCAGCUGGAGGCGGAGCUGGAGGCGAUCACGAUGAAGUUCAACAACAGGGCAUCCAGGGAGGAGGAUCUGGAGAAGAUAAGAGAGCUUGAAGAUGAGAUCGUUCAGCUGGGGAACAAGACCAAGAAGAUGGAGGAGGAGAUGAAGUUCUACAAGCUGGAGCUGAUCAACAGGGAGGAGAAUUUCAACCACAAGUUCGGUGGUGGACCUCAGGUGGGAGUGAUGGACCCGCUGGCGUGGGGGAAGAAGAAGGAUGAGAAGACCAAGCUGCCAGCCCUCAGCAACUCCAACGCGAGGAGGACUGGGUCGUUCGGAAGUCGAUGAGGAUGAGGAAGAGGAGGAGGGGGGCAGAUCAACGGAAGCUAGGAUGAGAUUUGGUGGUGUAUGGUGUUUGAUGUGAUGUGAUGGCUUCCUUGUUGUGGUUAUCUUGUCCUCUUUGCCAACUAACCUGGUGAGGUUUCCUUACACCUCGUGUAUCUAUAGUGAUUUCACAUGUUUGUUCUGUUGUCAUGAUGGUACAUUUACAGUUUUUGCAUCAAUACAGCGGACGUUAACAU